UAUUAUGGUACAAGUAGGUAUAGGAAACUGAAAUAAAUAAGGAGAGAAUGAUACAGAUAUGAUUUAUUAAUACAACCAUUAUUGAGGGUAGAAAGCGGAAACAUUUUUCAAAACAAACGGAGCAAGGUUAAAAUGCAUUAUGCACACUUGCAUAAGUCACUAAACAGAUCGAAGUGUACCGUUUAUAUCCGUCACGGACGAAGUGCAGUUCGUUUCUUUAAAGUUGGCUUAUGUAUUGGGUAAUUGAAAUUAAUGAGCAAAGCCUCAUAAUUGCAAAUGACCUAAAUCAGAACGAAGAAUGCAUAUUCCGAUAGGCUCACAUCACAAACACACAUUUUAUCACAUGACGCAGUGCUGACGACUGCUGUGUGCGCGUAGUGUGUUAUGAUUUUCCCGAAAUGCACAACAAUAAACAAAAAAUAUUGCAGUGCGUGCACUCGUGAUUAUAGUGUUUAUUUAAUUGUAUACACAACAUAACCUGACAAAAAUGGAUUUACUGUACACUGUAAAUAGAAAAGUGGCAUCGAAACCUUUUAUAAAUCAAGAAAGCUUAUAUGAAGGACAAUCUUUAUGCUCAUUGUCUAGUCGAAACAUAGCAGCAUUUAUUACAACUACAGAAUUAGAUGAUAAUAAUGGAAAAACAUGGGGGUCUCAUGUUUAUGUUUGUGAUUUAAAUAUGCCUUGGCAUACUCACAAGAUAUUGUCAAACAACCAUACUAUCACUGCAUUAGAAUGGGAUUUAUCGGGUGACAAACUAGUUAUUGCAGAUUCUACUGGAAAUGUACAACUAUGGAUGUUUAAAGAUCAUGUUCUUAAUGACUGGAUUUUAAUAGGUUCUACUUGUUUUGUUGGUGAACACAUUUUAGGUGCAGCUUGGUUUCAUAAUGGGAAAAAGACAGGGCUUGUAACUGAGAAAAAGGAUAGUAUUCAUUAUAGCGAGAAAUUUAGUCAUUUACCUUUUGCUCCUUCUGUAAGACAAUUUGGUGGUAAAGCAGCAGAAGGAGUGUUAGUAGUAUCCACAACAGGCAUGGUUGGUGCAGUUAUGAUCACAAAAGAUUUUCAAAAUCCAGUUUGUUCAUCAACAGAAAGUUUGGGCAGCACAAGACACAGAAUAACUGCAGUUGAUCUAUGCUAUGGAAAAAAUGGUCAUAUUUUGGUAGCUGUAAGCAGUGGAAAUAUUUGUUUACCAAUUAGAUGUUACAGAGUAUUAGUUCGAAAAAAUGAUGAUAAAUGUACUAUUACAUCGCAAGCUCUUCCAAGCUUUUUUCUACAGGAUGGUGCACCCAAAGAUAAUACAUAUACAAGUGUAACACACUUAAAGUUUGUGGUUCGUGAAGAUGCUGAUUCUUUGGUUAUUGCUGUGAAUAGUGAAAGUGGAGGUAUUGUAGAAGUAUGGGAAUUACGAGAAAAGUCACAACCAGUUCAUAAGUUAUUUCAGCCUAAAACAUUAGAACCAUUUAAGACUGUAGUGGUAUGGCAACACCAGUCACAAUAUCGUUGUCAAUCUCCAAUAACAGCAAUAGCAACCACAAAAUUGUCUAUAGUUACCACAUUGCCUCCCCCGAGUUACGUUGUAGUAGCUUUGGCAGAUUCUUCAGUGCAUUGUUUAAGUCGUGAUUGCCUAAAAGAAAUAUCUUUUUCAUCUUUAAAUAUGGCUUGGCGACCCGACGAACCGAAUAAUAAGUAUUUUAAGAGUUCCAUCUCUAUAGCAAGUAUAGAUAUAUCAUGGCUAGGUUGCGUACUCCUAGCUUGCGACACGCGUGGAAAUUUGUAUUUGUUCAAAUUACUACCUGAUGGAGGACCAUCAAUGGCAUUAACUUAUGCUUGUACGCUACUAGAGUACUGUUUAGUUACAGGAUUAGACUGGUUGGAUAUACUUUUAUGUUUAAGAUCGUCAAUGCUUGAACCAUUAUGCGAAAGACUAGAUGUUUCAUUCAACAGGCAAUUGCAACCCAUACAGCAGUACCAUUAUAUUCAGUUUCUAUGCAUUAAAACAUCAUUAUACAGAAUGUUAGUAUCAGGACAGACUAAGGCAGCAGACUUGUCAUCAUUACUUAUGAUUCAUUCGGUAGCAACAGCUUUCAAAUCAUUAUUACGACCGUCAGAUCUAAUUUCUCACGAUAAGGGACCAGCCGAAAGUUUAGCAACCGUGAUUAAUGAUGCAAUUACUGAUGUAGAUAAGGUACUUUUACACCUUGAUCCCAAAGAAUUUACCGUAGAGCCAAGUACACUUCAGUCAUUGCAACAAUUAAUUCAGUGGGUAGCAGAUCUAGCUUUGAAUCUCUUAGCUCGUCUUCCAGAACAGCGGCUACAAAUGAAAUCCGGUGGCUACGAACUCCUAAAGGAUCAUAAGGCCUUAAAUACGUUGAGAGAAUUGCUCGUAAUUAUACGUAUAUGGGGUUUACUACGUCCAUCCUGUCUACCAGUAUUCCUUCGUAGCGCCGAUAAUCUCGAUGCAUUGGCUCUACUGUUCCGUUUGUUAUCAAAAUUGGUUCAACCAAACGGAGAUACUCAAUCACAGCAGAUAGAUGAUGGACUAAUCGAUGAUUGUUGCCUAUUACCAAACCAAAUCAUGAUACCUCAAUUACAUCAGGGCAAUAGCAUAACAGCUAUAGCUACACCUGUGCUUUUUUAUCAAAAUUUUCCUCUGCAGAUGGAAUAUGGUAUUGAAUCGGAACAAUUAUUAUUUAUACCUGAACUUAAUUCAGUUGAAGGUUGUAUGCAUAGUGGGCAAAUUGUAGAUGGUAUUCGACACUUAUACCUCGGGAAGCAACCCCUUUUGGUUAAGCAAUGUACGAGGUGUGGGGGAAAAGCUCAAGUUCAAAAUAUGACUCGAACGGCGGCAAUUAGGGCAUGGGAUCAAAGAUGGGCGAGAGCUUGUCGUUGUGGUGGUAUUUGGCGAAUUCAUAAGUCUUGUCCAUAAAUGCGUAAUGAACUGGAAGUAAUGUACUGGUGAAAUUUAUUAUGCAAUGCUUAUACUUGUGAUUUUGUACAUCAUGCAGCAAAUGACAUUAAACGUUUUUAUUUAAAAUAUCG
Hylaeus volcanicus is the source of this 3036-nucleotide messenger RNA. It is a transcript of the gene MED16, whose product is annotated as mediator of RNA polymerase II transcription subunit 16. Gene Ontology annotation, cellular component: mediator complex. Gene Ontology annotation, biological process: positive regulation of DNA-templated transcription. Lineage: Eukaryota; Metazoa; Arthropoda; Insecta; Hymenoptera; Colletidae. The transcript is spliced from 15 exons. The record is from RefSeq and is a predicted model, not a curated record. Gene Ontology annotation, molecular function: protein binding. The coding region runs from base 488 to 2923 and encodes 811 amino acids.